AUGAGACAAAAGACAUUUUAUUGUUUCUUAUUGCUUAUGGUUCUGCCAUUUGCAAUUAAUGCGGUAAAAAAUAAAAGCGAUGAAUUAAGUAAAGAGCAAAAAUAAGAAGCUGUUGCUACUGUGAUUAAUGGUAUUUUAGAGGAGAAUAGUAUAUAAAGCAAUAAUGAGCUAGUUAAUUGUUUAGGAGAUAGUUUAGCUCCUGUUUAUGAUUUUCUUGAUGAAGGACUUAAUGAUCCUUUUGAAAUGUUUACAGAUUUGGAUAAAGCUUUAGAAAAAAUAUCAGGAUUUAUGGGAUUUCUAAGUUAUUGCAUAGUUUAUACAUCAGAGGGAUAAAAUCUUUAAAAAGCUUACAAUUUAAGGGCAGAUAUUCUUAUUGAAGAAGUUCGUGAUGUAGUUCUUAAAUAUGUUGUUUUACACCCUAUAGAUUUAAACGGUUAUUUAGAUGAUGCUGAAGAUGAGUGGGAUGAUUAAAAUUACAAAGAAGUUGGACAUAUUUUUGCUAAAAUGGGACACGCAAUUGUAGAUGGGACAGAUCUCUAAAUUCAAUCAUAAGAGCUUCUUAUUUAAUAAUCUAAAAAUACAAAAAAAGGAAUUUCCAAGAGAAAAAUUAAAAGUUGA
This is a messenger RNA of Tetrahymena thermophila SB210, 618 nucleotides long. Its product is annotated as transmembrane protein, putative. The record is from RefSeq and is a predicted model, not a curated record. The transcript has a single exon. NCBI's taxonomy places the organism in Eukaryota, Ciliophora, Oligohymenophorea, Hymenostomatida, Tetrahymenidae.